Neomonachus schauinslandi (Hawaiian monk seal) is the source of this 1944-nucleotide messenger RNA. RefSeq names its product zinc finger protein 573. The transcript is spliced from 2 exons. NCBI's taxonomy places the organism in Eukaryota, Metazoa, Chordata, Mammalia, Carnivora, Phocidae. The record is from RefSeq and is a predicted model, not a curated record. Gene Ontology annotation, biological process: negative regulation of transcription by RNA polymerase II. Gene Ontology annotation, molecular function: DNA-binding transcription repressor activity, RNA polymerase II-specific. Bases 160 to 1902 code for a protein of 580 amino acids.
AUUUAACCUUGAUUUCAUGACAAAUUUAAGCAAAGCUAAAGAUUUUGUGAGUUCUGUUUUUAUUUCUGUACCAUGUGGCAUUUUUUUUUCUUGUAAGCAGGACAUUCCAUUUCUAAGCCAGAUGUGGUUGACUUAUUGGAGCAAGGAAAAGAGCCCUGGAUGAUUUUGAGGGAAGAAACACAAAGACAGUACACAGAUUUGGAUUUACAUUGUGAGGUAAUCAGCUAUGUAGAAAUGCCCACUUAUGAGAAAGAUAUAUCUUCUGCACAACAUCAGAGCACAUACAACAGCGAGAAACUCUAUGAAUGUAAGAAAUGUCAGAAGAAAUUUAGUAGUGGCUAUCAAUUUAUUCUACAUCACAGGUUUCAUAUUGGUGGAAGACCCUAUGAAUGCAAGGACUGUGGGAAGAACUUUCGUAGUGGCUAUCAACUUACCCUACAUCAGAGAUUUCAUACUGGUGAGAAACCCUAUGAAUGUACAGAAUGCGGGAAGAACUUUAAAAGUGGUUAUCAACUUACUGUACAUCAGAGAUUUCAUACUGGUGAGAAAACCUAUGAAUGUAGGGAAUGUGGGAAGGCCUUUAUUUAUGCCUCACACAUUGUUCAGCAUGAGAGAAUCCACACUGGAGGGAGGCCUUAUGAAUGUCAGGAAUGUGGGAAGGCCUUUAGUCAAGGUGGACACCUUAGAAUUCAUCAAAGAAUUCAUACCGGUGAGAAACCCUAUAAAUGUCAAGAAUGUGGGAAGGCUUUUAGUAGGCGCUCAAACCUUGUUGAACAUGGGCAAAUCCAUACCGAUGAGAAACCUUAUGUAUGUGAGAAAUGUGGGAAGGCCUUUAAAAGAGGUCAUCAGCUUACUGUACAUCAGAGUGUUCAUACUGGUAAAAAACCAUAUGAAUGUAAAGAAUGUGGGAAGGGCUAUACCACUGCCUCAUACCUUAUUCUACAUCAGAGAAUUCAUAAAGGCGGGAAACCAUAUGAAUGUAAGGAAUGUAAGAAAACCUUUACCUUGUAUAGAAAUCUUACUCGACAUCAGCGUAUUCACACCGGUGAGAAACUUUUUGAAUGUAGGCAGUGUGGGAAGGCCUAUAGUACUGCCUCAAAACUUUUUCAACAUCAGAAAACUCACACUGGUGAGAAGCCCUAUGAAUGUAAGGAAUGUGGAAAGGCUUUUAGCUUAUAUGGAUACCUUCAUCAACAUCAGAAAAUUCAUACUGGUGUGAAACACUUUGAAUGUAAGGAGUGUAAAAAAACCUUUACUUUAUAUAGAAAUCUUACUCGACAUCAGAGUAUUCAUACUGGUAAGAAACUUUUUGAAUGUAAAGAAUGUGGGAAGGCCUAUAGUACUGCCUCAAAUCUUGUUCAACAUCAGAAAACUCAUACUGGUGAGAAACCCUAUGAAUGUAAAGAGUGUGGAAAGACCUUUAGCUUGCAUGGAUAUCUUAGUCAACAUCAGAAAAUCCAUACUGGUGUGAAACCCUAUGAGUGUAAGAUAUGUAGGAAAACCUUUACUUUCUAUAGAAACCUUACCCUACACCAGAGUAUUCAUACUGACGAGAAACCUUUUAAAUGUAAGGAAUGUGGGAAGACCUUUAGACGUAGUUCACACCUUACCGCACAUCAGAGUAUUCAUGCUGAUAAGAAACCCUAUGAAUGUAAGAAAUGUGGGAAGUCCUUUAAAAUGUAUGGAUAUCUUACACAACAUCAGAAAAUUCAUACUGGUGGGAAACCCUAUGACUGUAAGGAAUGUGGGAAGGCCUUUAGUCGUGCUUCAAACCUUGUUCAACAUGAGAGAAUUCAUACUGGUGAAAAACCCUAUGUGUGUAAAAAGUGUGGGAAAGCCUUCAGAUAUGGUUCAGCCCUUAAAGUACAUCAGGGAAUGCAUUCUAAGAACAUAGGAAUGUGACAAUGCCUUUAGGCAUGGCCCAGACUUUUUUAACAUCAGGCA